Nymphalis io (European peacock) is the source of this 972-nucleotide messenger RNA. RefSeq names its product 39S ribosomal protein L47, mitochondrial (gene mRpL47). The record is from RefSeq and is a predicted model, not a curated record. The transcript has a single exon. Gene Ontology annotation, molecular function: structural constituent of ribosome. Gene Ontology annotation, biological process: mitochondrial translation. Bases 144 to 917 code for a protein of 257 amino acids. NCBI's taxonomy places the organism in Eukaryota, Metazoa, Arthropoda, Insecta, Lepidoptera, Nymphalidae. Gene Ontology annotation, cellular component: mitochondrial ribosome; mitochondrial large ribosomal subunit.
UACUUCAGAAUUACACCAUAGAUGUAAAAUACAAUCGAAUUCGAAGUAGUAGUACCUAAAAAGAAAAUAACCUCACUACUGAAAAUAAAAACUAAAUGGCGAAUAAUAUUUCCUUGUAUUUCUUGCUUUAAAUUUUGUAAAAAAUGAAUUUCGUCUUGUUUAGGAGUGUAUUGCGAAACGUUGCCUCGGCAGCAUACCGAUCAAAUAAUGUAUUCAGCGCUUGUGGAUUGCCACAAGUUUCGAGAAAUAUACAGACUACAUGUAAACAGUACGAUUUAAUGGAAUUUUUUGACGAGAAAAAAAAUUGGAAUGAAUCAAAUAUACGAGUGGGUAGAUCUUGGAAGUUAGACGAACUAAGAAUAAAAUCCAAUGAAGAUUUGCAUAAACUAUGGUAUGUGUUGUUAAAAGAACGUAACAUGCUGUACACCAUGGAACAUGAAUGUAAUGAAAACGUACGGCUUUUUCCUAAUCCGGAGAGAAUCGAUAAAGUGCAAGAAUCAAUGGACAACAUCGAAACAGUUAUACGGGAGCGAAAUGUAGCUUAUUAUAAAUUAGAAACUGGAGAAACUGGUGAGCGUCCUGUAGAUGAAGUUGUAAACCUACUGGGAUUGAAUGAGAAAUAUCAAAAGCAAGAAUAUUAUUUACCAAAGUUUAUGAAUACACGAUGGGUUCGAUCAUAUUUUGAACAUGGAUAUAUAAACAGCUUAGCAGUUAAGAAAUUCUAUAGAUUAUAUAAGGAAAAGUUAUAUAAUAUAGAGAGGAAAGCACGAAAUAGAGAUUUUAAUCAUGUUCAACAAUUACUAAAACGUUUCCCAGAUAUGGAUAUGGAAAAAUUAAAAGCUGAAUAUCCAAAUGUAGAUAUAGAGAAAGCAAAACGUUCAAAGAAAGCAAGAGGUCAUUUUAUGCCAAAAUAUUAAUUGUGUUUAUAAUGACUUUAAUAUAUUUGAAAUGUAAUAAAAUAUUCUGAGCUUA